UGACGAUUAGGGUUGUAGUAGCAGCACUCAAUCGCGCCGUGCUAUAAACGCUAGUAAAUGCUUUGGAUGGCAGUUGUCUAUAAUACCUGGAACAUAACGGUGGCACGCUUGGGUAAUAAAUUUUCGCAGACACGUCACUACAACAGGUGAUAACAAUGUCGCCCAUAACACGUAUCUUGAUCCUUGCGCUCGCCAUGGCUGGCGGAAUGCUCUACAAGAAAAUCUCCGACACAAUGGGUGAUGUGGAGGCACCCCAACUGCCGCUGAAUCAAUGGUGGGGCGAUGAAGAAGAACCCAAAGACUGGCAGGCCUAUUUGGCCAAUUCAUCGGAAGUAAUUGGCAAUCGUUUAAUGUAUUCCGAUACGACACUGGACGAUUUGAAAUCACUACUUAACAGAACUUUGCAUUUAACUGAACCUCUGGAAGAUGUUAACUUCGAAUACGGUUUCAAUUCCAAGUUCUUGCAAGAAUUGGUUGAGUAUUGGCGCGAUGACUAUAUGCCGCGUUGGCGUGAACGUGAAGUUUUCCUAUGGCAGUUCAAUCACUUUACCACCGAUAUUCAAGGCCUACGUAUGCACUUCCUCCAUUUGAUGGUCUAUGAUGAAUACACCGUCGAUAGACACCAUUAUCCAGUUCUCCUGCUUCAUGGCUGGCCCAGCUCAGUUCGGGAGUUUUAUAGUCUAAUCCAUAAAUUGCAUCAAACGAAAAAGGACAAAAACAACAAAUAUAUCUUCAAUGUCAUUGUGCCAAGUUUGCCAGGAUUUGCUUGGUCACAGGGCACAUCGAAACGUGGUCUUGGUCCAGCUCAAAUCGCUGUAAUGAUGAGAAAUCUGAUGUUACGUUUGGGUUAUAAAAAAUUCUUUAUUCAAGGCGGUGAUUGGGGUUCUAUUAUUGGCUCACACAUUGCCACACUGUUUCCGGAGAAUGUGCUUGGCUACCACUCGAAUAUGUGCACUGUUUCAAGUCCCAAAUCAAUGGUAAAAGGUUUGAUAGCUGGCACUUUCCCUGGACUCUUUGCACCAAAGGGCUACGAAGACUUCUUUUCGCCAGUAUCAGAAAAAAUACAAUAUCUCUUGGAAGAAACUGGUUAUGCCCAUUUACAGUCCACCAAACCCGAUACAUUGGGAAGUGCUUUGCAUGACAAUCCAAUCGGCUUGGCAGCCUAUAUACUGGAAAAAUUCUCAACGUGGACAAAUGCCACCUAUCGUCAUCUGCCCGAUGGUGGUCUCAAGAAACGUUAUAAAUUAGACGCUCUGCUGGAUAAUGUCAUGAUUUAUUAUCUAACAAAUUCCAUUACCACAUCGGUGCGUAUUUACAAAGAGGCAGUGUCCGAGGAACAACGUGCUUUGAAAUUGGAUCGCGUUCCUACGAAUGUACCCACUGGCUGUGCCCGCUUUCAGAAUGAAAUGAUGCAUUUCUUGGAUCUUCAAUUGAAGGAUAAGUACAAAAAUCUGAUACACAGCACCUACUACAAGGAGGGUGGCCACUUUGCGGCCAUGGAGGUUUCAAAUGUGUUAUAUCUAGAUUUUAUUGAAUUUGUUAAGAAAGUGGAGAAGGUGAAGAAAAUUACUGGCUACAAGAGAGAACUGUAAAUAAGACGAUAGUUUUCAAGUCUUAUUUCUUAUUUUUAAAGAUUUUUCAAAAAAAAUAAAAAAAUAUUUUA
Molecule: messenger RNA, 1663 nt
Organism: Musca domestica (house fly)
Lineage: Eukaryota; Metazoa; Arthropoda; Insecta; Diptera; Muscidae
Gene: Jheh1
Product: juvenile hormone epoxide hydrolase 1
Exons: 4
Coding region: 156-1592 (478 amino acids)
Biological process (GO): epoxide metabolic process
Molecular function (GO): epoxide hydrolase activity
Source: RefSeq, a predicted model, not a curated record